CUCAUCAGCGGCCGAGUGAAGUUGAGCCGAGCUAGCGUAAACCCACUUAGAAUAGAGCAUACUAAAGCUGCACAGCCAGAUGGUGCAUAAAUAGCCGCAGGCGUGCUCCUGUAGUGCUUUUUUCAAUCAUUGAUCGCUGCCAUGCCGCCACAGUCACCGCUCGCACUGGCUGCAGCAGCCGCUGCGGGCGCCAUGGUCGCGACGCUGCUGGCGCGACGCCGGCGGACGCCUGCGCCAUCACGCGUGCGCCACAUGGUUUUAGUAAAACUCAAGCCCGGGACGCCGUCGGAUGCCGUCGACGCGAUGCUCGCCGCGCUGCGCCGGCUGCCGGCCCGGAUCCCGACCAUUUUAAGGAUGGAGGUCGGCCGCCAGGUCGCGAGCCUCGACGACGGCCGCAACGCGUCGAUCGGCGGCCUCGUCGAGUUCGCGUCGGAGGGCGACUAUAAGGCGUAUGCGAAGCACGAAGCGCACAUAGCCGUCAUCAAGGACCACAUCCUGCCGCACAUGGUCGCGGGCGGCCGCGCUGCGCUGCAGACUGCCGUCGACGACUGGACGCCGCAGGCCUGGACGGGCCCGGCGCGGACGCGGAAUGGACGGCGGCGCGUCGCGUUCGAGAUGCGUUUUGAUAAGACGAGGCUGGCCGAGUACAAGCGGCGCCACGAGCGGGUCUGGCCCGCGAUGCAGGAGGCGCUGGUUCGGAACGGCUGGCACGAGUACUCGCUGUUCUGCGGUUCCGACGGGCGGGCCUUUGGUGUGUUCGAGAGCGAUGCGCCCUUCUCCGAGUGCUGCGAAAGGAUGGCCCGCGAGGCGGUAAACGAGCGGUGGCAGCGCGAGAUGGCUCCGUUUUCCGCGACGAAGGAGCACCCGGACGCGGCCGCGGUCGAGCUGGAGCACUACUUCUACCUCGGCACCGAUACUGUGUAAUAAUACUAGGG
Molecule: messenger RNA, 935 nt
Organism: Pelagomonas calceolata
Lineage: Eukaryota; Pelagophyceae; Pelagomonadales; Pelagomonadaceae
Source: the annotation of a GenBank genome assembly